UCAUUGACCUAGCACUUGACAACGCGUAUAGCCUCAAAAAUACUAAAAAAAAUAUCAAAACAAACGUAAAACUACAUAAAGAAAGCAUGUGGUUCUUUUACUUAUUAACUAUUAUAUCAAUAGUAGUGCAGGCUGUAUUUGCCACAUUGGCUUUGGCGGCAGGGCUUUACUACUUAGCUGAGCUGGUGGAAGAGUAUACAGUGAUGGCCAAAUAUGUGAUCUCAUGGACAGUUGCAAUAGUCACACUUAUCCACAUCGGGCUGCUGGUAUUCGAGGAGCUGCCCCUCCACAUGGACAUCCUAGGCAUCAUCCAGCAGGCCCUACAUGCUCUGCUGCUCAGAGAUUUCCCCGCGGUGCGCGUGGCCAGCGCACCUUUUAUAGCGGCAGUCGGGACGCUUAUAGCACAACACUAUUAUGCGUUGAAGUUCUUUGGCACUGUGCAUUACACAUUUUCAGAGGUGCUGGCGUACUUCACACUAUGCCUGUGGAUGGUGCCCUUCGCUCUGUUCGUGUCUCUGUCAGCCAACGACUACGUGCUGCCCACUACGGGAGAGAAACAACCCCUACUCAGUGAUAACAACGUGGUGACGGAUUACCUGUCUCGCAAGUCUAAGCGGUACUCGCUCCUCUCAUUCUUCAGCUUCGCCAAGGACUCUAUACUGCCGCAGCGGAGCAAGAAAGCUUUUUAGAGUACUUUCUAACAUAAUACAGUAUGGUUCUGACCAUGGGGCUUUAAAUCCAGGGCUUGAUUUUACUCGCUAAAAUGAGCUACUUUUACUAUGGGACCAACCCUAAAAUCGGGGAAAAAAUGUUGGCUUUUCCAUAGAAAACGUCGACAUCUAAUCAGUCAAAAUGUAUGAAAAAGUAAAAAUUUUUUUCGGGUAUUCGGGGUUGGUGCCAUAAUAAAAGUAGCUCAGUUUAGCGAGUAGAAUCGAGCCCUGGAUAUAAGCCCCAUGGUCAGACACACCCUGUAUACUAGUGGUGAUGAUCCGCCCCGACUUCGCACGAGAACCUUUUAAACGCCAAACGGCGCAUCCAUUUGCCGUGCCACUGACGCCACGGGGGUAAAAUUUAGUUUAGUGAAUAAAUAAUGCUAACCUAAAAGUGGGGUGAUUUUCAUCAAAAAACGAUCGACGUCAAAUGCCGUCUUUGGCGUCGUUGUCACGAUUUCGCGUUGACGUCAAUUGCGUCUGUGGCGUUCAAAAGGCUAAAUCGAUAGAAAACACGGCACUUAUAUACAUUGAACGACAUCACAGUUAUAUGUUGCCAGUGAUACACCAUGAGUAUGGUAGGGUUAGCUUCGCCUCCGGAUCCGAUAUACCGGAACUUCUUUUUGGUUUUACACCUCCGCCUCCGGUAUUUUUAAUAUCGAGCCUCCGCCUCCGUUAAAUUUUUACCGGAGUUAUAUCGGAGCUGGAAGAAAUGCUUUGGCUGCGGUAGCGGCACGCGCCUACAGGUUUUGACCUAAAAAGCUACUUGGCUCCGCCUCCGGUAAACUUCCGGAUCUGGCUCCGGAUUGGGAUCUGGUAACGGCCUCUACAUCAUCUCCGGCUCCGGAUCCGACUCGCGUUAUAUAUUUUUUUGGAAUUCAGGAUCCGGUAAAGCCACCUCUGUAACAUCCCUGAUCAUGAGCCCUAUUCCCAUGACACCUAUUUAAAUUCUAACGUUUUUUUUGUAUAUCCUGGGAUAUUUCACUAACCCAUUAGGUACCCCUUUAGUGGGUAAGGGGUCAUCCAUUAAUUACA
Messenger RNA from Cydia fagiglandana, 1745 nucleotides. Its product is annotated as protein TEX261. Bases 87 to 689 code for a protein of 200 amino acids. Gene Ontology annotation, cellular component: endoplasmic reticulum membrane; Golgi membrane; COPII-coated ER to Golgi transport vesicle. Gene Ontology annotation, molecular function: COPII receptor activity. The transcript has 5 exons. The record is from RefSeq and is a predicted model, not a curated record. Gene Ontology annotation, biological process: endoplasmic reticulum to Golgi vesicle-mediated transport. Lineage: Eukaryota; Metazoa; Arthropoda; Insecta; Lepidoptera; Tortricidae.